Messenger RNA from Propithecus coquereli (Coquerel's sifaka), 348 nucleotides. Lineage: Eukaryota; Metazoa; Chordata; Mammalia; Primates; Indriidae. The record is from the annotation of a RefSeq genome assembly.
AUAAAUCUCUCUCUGACUUUAAUAAUUGAUAUUUUCCUAGCCUUACUACUCGUAGUAAUCGCAUUCUGACUUCCACAACUAAACGUCUACACAGAAAAAUAUAGCUCUUAUGAAUGCGGCUUUGACCCAAUAGAAUCUGCCCGCUUACCAUUCUCUAUAAAAUUCUUCCUGGUAGCCAUUACAUUCCUCCUAUUCGACCUAGAAAUUGCUCUUCUCCUACCGCUCCCCUGAGCAUCCCAAACAAUCAACCUAAAUCUUAUACUAACAGUAGCCCUUCUACUAAUUUCCAUUCUGGCAGCAGGCCUAGCCUACGAAUGGUCCCAGAAAGGGCUAGAAUGAGAAGAAUAG